Molecule: messenger RNA, 1263 nt
Organism: Pleurotus ostreatus (oyster mushroom)
Lineage: Eukaryota; Fungi; Basidiomycota; Agaricomycetes; Agaricales; Pleurotaceae
Gene: IDP1
Product: Isocitrate dehydrogenase [NADP], mitochondrial precursor (Oxalosuccinate decarboxylase)
Exons: 9
Coding region: 1-1263 (420 amino acids)
Biological process (GO): isocitrate metabolic process
Cellular component (GO): mitochondrion
Molecular function (GO): magnesium ion binding; isocitrate dehydrogenase (NADP+) activity; NAD binding
Source: RefSeq, a predicted model, not a curated record
AUGUCGCUCCCCGCAGGAUUCGAGAAAAUCGAAGUGAAGAAUCCGGUGGUCGAGCUAGAUGGAGAUGAGAUGACCAGGAUCAUCUGGAAGAAGAUCCGUGAGGAGCUCAUCUUGCCGUAUAUUUCGUUGGAUAUCAAGUAUUACGACCUUGGACUUGAAUAUCGAGACCAAACGAACGAUCAAGUAACCGUCGAUGCUGCCAACGCUAUCAUUGAGCACAGUGUCGGUAUCAAAUGCGCGACGAUCACGCCUGAUGAGGCGCGUGUCAAGGAGUUCAACUUGAAGGAGAUGUGGAAGAGCCCGAACGGCACGAUCCGAAAUAUCCUUGGAGGCACAGUAUUCCGUGAGCCUAUUGUCCUCGAACGUAUUCCACGUCCCAUACCCGGUUGGGUAAAGCCUAUAUGUAUUGGUCGACACGCUUUCGGUGACCAGUAUCGUUCUACCGAUUACGUCGUACCUGGGCCUGGUAAACUUCAACUUGUUUAUACCCCGGCCGACAGAGGCCAGAAAACUACGUUGGAUGUGUAUGACUUCACGGGGCCUGGUGUCGCCAUGAGCAUGUACAAUACUGACGAGUCGAUAACUGGUUUUGCUCACGCGUCUUUCAAAAUGGCUCUGUCCAAGAAAAUGCCCUUGUUCUUGUCUACCAAGAACACCAUCAUGAAGAAAUAUGACGGGAGGUUCAAGGACAUCUUCCAGGAAAUCUACGAGUCGACCUACAAGUCCCAAUUCGAGGCGGCAGGUAUCUACUACGAGCAUCGUCUCAUCGAUGACAUGGUUGCCCAAGCUAUCAAAUCUUCCGGAGGCUUCGUCUGGGCUACUAAGAACUACGAUGGCGAUGUCCAGUCGGACAUCCUCGCCCAAGGCUUCGGCUCCCUAGGCAUGAUGACCUCCGAACUCCUCACCCCCGACGGCAAGAUCAUCGAAUCCGAAGCCGCGCAUGGAACAGUUACUCGCCACUACCGCGAGUGGCAGAAGGGCAACGAGACGUCCACGAACCCCGUCGCGUCGAUCUUUGCGUGGACCAGAGGACUCCUCCACCGCGCCAAGUUGGAUGGGAACGAUAAACUGAGAGAUUUCUGCCUCGACUUGGAGAAGGCGUGUAUCGAGGUGAUUGACGAGGAUGGGAUUAUGACGAAGGAUCUUGCUCUGGCCAUUCAUGGGAAAGACAUGAAGAGAGAGCACUGGGUUGUCACUGACGUAUAUAUGGACACGGUGAACGCCAAAUUGAAGGAGAAAUUGGCGAAAAGAGGCCAGGUCUAG